Messenger RNA from Microthlaspi erraticum, 948 nucleotides. NCBI's taxonomy places the organism in Eukaryota, Viridiplantae, Streptophyta, Magnoliopsida, Brassicales, Brassicaceae. The record is from the annotation of a GenBank genome assembly.
AUGUUUAGAAGAUGCAUACCUGAGGAAGAGGUAGAAGGAAUAUUGUUUGCUUGUCAUAGUUCUAGCUAUGCAGGGCACUUUGCUACUUACAAGACAGUAUCCAAGGUCCUACAAGCUGGAUUUUGGUGGCCAACAAUGUUUAAGGAUGCUCAUGCAUUCAUAUCAAGAUGUGAUGCUUGCCAAAGAAUGGGAAAUAUAAGCAAGAGGAAUGAGAUGCCACAGAACUUUAUACUAGAAGUUGAAGUUUUUGAUGUUUGGGGCAUUGACUUUAUGGGACCUUCCCAACCUCUUUUGGUGACCAAUACAUUCUAUUGCCUCUCCUUACCACCCCAAACUAGUGGACAAGUUGAGAUCUCAAACAGAGAACUCAAGAGCAUACUUCAGAAGACAACAGGCAAGACAAGAAAGGAUUGGAGUGCCAAACUAGAUGAUGCUCUAUGGGCAUACCGCACUGCCUUCAAAACACCACUUGGUACCACCCCCUUUCAUCUUGUUUAUGGUAAAGCAUGUCAUUUACCAGUGGAGCUUGAGUACAAAGCAGCUUGGGCUAUUAAGGAGUUGAACUUCAACCUAAAGACAGCAGGAGAAAGAAGAUUGAUUCAGCUGAAUGAGCUUGAUGAGAUUAGGCAUCUGGCUUAUGAGAAUUCAAAGAUCUAUAAGGAGAGAACCAAAGCUUUCCAUGACCGCAAGAUCAUCCCAAAGAACUUUGCGCCAAACGACCAAGUUCUACUAUUCAACUCAAGGUUGAAACUCUUUCCAGGAAAGCUUCGCUCAAGAUGGUCAGGACCAUUCAGGAUUAAAGAAGUUCGCCCCUAUGGAGCAGUGGUACUAUGGGAUCCAAUGGGAGGAGACUUUACAGUCAAUGGACAAAGGUUAAAACCUUACCUAGCCUCCACCACCAUACCACAGGAGACCACACUAGCUCUUGGCGAUCCACCAGAUCCUUAA